UUGUGAAUACAAUGCCUUGGGAGGUGAAACAUUAGGGGUACGAAAUGACCGAGCCCAUGUUGACUAAGCACAAUCCGGUGGAGUCGGCCACGUCCUGUCUCGCUCACCCUCGCUCCUGUUUAGUUUGACAAUGGCUCUUCCACAAAGCAUGAAGAUUGAACCCAUUGUGACACAGGAAAAAGACUAUGGGUCAGAAAUGGGCAUGCUUCGUCGUGCCCCAGCCACAUCAGUGGCGCAUCCUCUCGAGGCAUCUGAGCGAUCAUACCAUAAGCGCCAAGAUGAGCUGAGGAUGACAUCUGCUAAUAGAGCUUUUGGGCUUGGUUUUGCUCUCCAUCUUCGUCACGAAAGAGCUGCUGCUGGCUGUCCUGCUAUUGGUCAUUUAGGCUUCCUGCCAAAAUCUAAUGCCCAUAUUCAGGCAUUAACAGGUCGGGACUUGGACUUGGAUUUCACGGAUACCCUCGGCUUGGAGCCAGAACUAGCAAGUAAUCCCCAUUUAUACAUGGAGAAGAUGCAGCAACAAUCAUUAUUUGGUAUAUAAAAAUGUUAAAUAAGACUCGCUUAUCGUGAAAUACUGCUUUAAGAAUUACUGGAUAAUGCAGAAUUAUCUAAUAUGAAGAACUGUAAUGAAUAAAUUUGCAUAACUUUUGCAUUUCCAUGAGAUAUAAGUGUGUUUUUUACUAUGAUUUCAAAUGUUUAGUCAUAGUUAUAUUUUUUGUCUUCUGUAAUUUUUAAAGCUUCUUGUACUAACUGAAAAGGUAGAAAAUAAAUGACACAAAAAGAA
Molecule: messenger RNA, 781 nt
Organism: Procambarus clarkii (red swamp crayfish)
Lineage: Eukaryota; Metazoa; Arthropoda; Malacostraca; Decapoda; Cambaridae
Product: proteasome maturation protein
Biological process (GO): proteasome assembly
Cellular component (GO): nucleus; cytoplasm
Source: RefSeq, a predicted model, not a curated record